UUGAAUACUUCAAUUAGCUUUGAAGCUCCAAGUGAAGAACAAAAAUUCCUCAGAGCAGAUACAAACCAGAGGUUUGAGACAGUAGUAAGUAAAUGGCCAGAGACGAUGUUCAACUAAAUCAAGCGAAGAGAGCUUACAAACAUGCUUCCGCAGAGGGCAAUCGCCAGGAGGAGGCCAGAUGGGCGAACACUAUCGGAGAUAUUUUGAAGAAAAAAGGAGAAUACGUUGAAGCUCUCAAAUGGCUACGCAUUGAUUACGAAAUCUCCGUAAAGUUUCUCCCCGAGAAACAGCUUCUUCCCACCUGUCAGUCCCUUGGCGAAGUUUAUCUCCGACUCGAACAAUUCGAAGACGCUCUGCUCUACCAGAAAAAGCAUUUGGAGCUUGCCAAGGACAUUGAUGACCUCGUUGAGCAGCAAAGAGCCAGCACCCAACUUGGUCGGACAUACUAUGAAAUGUUUUUAAAAUCUGAGGAUGACAUUUACUCUCGUCGGAAUGCUAAAAAGUAUUUCACAGCAGCCAUGAAAUUUGCUCGGAUGCUCAAGGAACACCCAUCAUCUAAGAACUCUUCAUCCUUCCUCAAAGAAUACAUUGAUGCCCACAAUAACCUUGGCAUGCUUGAAAUGGAUUUUGAAAACUUUGAAGAAGCUGAAAAAAUUCUUCUUGAGGGAUUGAAGAUCUGCAAUGAAGAAGAGGUGGCUGAAGAUGAUGAUGCACGCAGCAGGCUUCAUCACAACCUUGGAGGCCUUUAUACGGAGCUAAGAAUGUGGGAUAAAGCUCGAGAGCAUAUUGAGAAGGACAUAAUAAUCUGUCAGAGAAUUGAUCAUCAUCAAGGAGAGGCAAAAGGGUUCAUAAACCUCGGUGAAUUGCAUUACCGAGUUCAGAAAUAUUCAGAAGCAACUAUGUGCUAUCAGAAGGCGCUUAGGAAAGCAGAAUCCAUGGAAGAUGAGGAUGCUUUGGUUGAGCAGAUCAGUCAGAACAUUAAAACUGUAAAAGAAGCAAUUACAGUAAUGGAUGAUAUGAAGAGUGAAGAACAAAAUCUCAAGAAGCUUUCAAGAACCAUGACCACUGCCAGAGGCACACCGAGUGAGAGAAAGUGUCUGUUAGAUCAGAAUGCAUGCCUGGACCGUCUCAUUGAGAAGGCCAGCAUCAUCUUGGCAUGGCUGAAACAUCGUGAAUUUUCCAAAAGAAAGAAAAGAGUAGCAGGUGAAAUCUGCGACAAAGAAAAGUUGGGUGAUUCCUUCCUAGCCAUUGGAGAAUCAUACCAGAAGCUCAGGAACUUUAACAAAGCCCUUAAAUGGUACAUGAAGAGCUUGGAUGCCUACCAAUCCAUUGGAAACUUGGAGGGGCAAGCAUUAGCAAAAAUUAAUAUUGGAGCUGUCCUGGACUCUGGCGGGGAUUGGACUGGAGCACAAAAGGUGUUUGAGGAGGGCUACAGAAUUGCAGUUCAAGCAAAUCUGCCUUCUGUCCAGAUUCAAGCUUUAGAGAAUAUGCAUUACAGCCACAUGAUCAGAUUUGACAAUAUUGAAGAGGCCAGGAGGUUACAACUCGAAAUUGACAAUUUGAAAAACACAACCAAAAGUGAAGAGCAAAAUAUGGAGGGGGACUGCUGCUCUGAGACAGAAACAGAAGGGGAUGAUGGUUUAAUAGAUGCCAGGUCCAAUGCAUGCCUUUCACCAAAAAUUACCGAAUCUACUUCUAAGAGAUCUAAACCAGUUACCAUAGUUGAGGAGUUCAAUGAUGAUGUACCUCUAAUUUCACUUCUUCGGUCCACUAAGAAUUUGCCCAGAAUGAAUACAGCUGAACUGAAAAGGGCUAGUGUUUCUAUGGAGCCGAUUGAAGCUUUGCCCAAAGGUUUGAUUAGAUCCAUUGGUAGUCAGGAGCCAGUAGUUGGUCGUAAACGUGUCCGUGUAGUUCUCUCUGAUGAUGAAAGUGAUGAACACGAUAAGAUACAGUACUCAAGAAGAAGAGAUAACAAUUGCCCAGUUGAAGAUGUGGCUACUUCUAAUAACUCUAAAGAGACUGAUGCACUGAAUGGUUCUGUUAGGGACUUUCAGGAUUUCUCACGGCUUAUUCCUUCCAAGGAUGUACUUAGUGUCUGCAUUCCUGUUAAUCUCGAUGCAAGCACUUGUUCCGACAAAUUACAGAGCCCUGAAGUAGUUGCUCUAAACAGCACAGGCUUAAGAUCUUUGAAUGCUGAGGAUGUGGCUGAUGUUUCAAAUAUCGCUGUGAGCAGUUCUAAAACUGAUUAUCAUGAUCCUGAUAACCUGCUACAAAAACAAAGUGGUGCUGAUCUCCAUAUACAUGGUUCUAAUGAUGGAUAUGGUCAACAUAUUGUAUUUAAAAUUGAUGGCCACAUGGUACAUGUGGAUGCACAUUCAUGGACAGAGGGUAAUGUGCCAAGUAUUGAGUGUUUGAAGGUAGAAGUGGCAUGCUUGUACUAUUUGCAACUCCCUGAAAAGAAAAGGGCAAGAGGACUGCUGCCCGUCAUUCGGCAUAUGAAGUAUGGUGGUAAAAUUCUGGAAUCCUUAGAUGCAGAUGAAAAUUUUAAGGAUCAUAUAUGGGGGAAAGGCUGGAUUGAAGUAGCUAUUGAUGGAUGGGUUCACAAACGUCUGAUGAAGUUGUACGUUGAUUGUUGCAAUAAGUUGUCUGAGGCAACCAAUAUGAAGUUGCUUAAGAAACUAUACAACUUGGAGGUUUCUGACGAUGAAGUGAUUGUGUCUGACUGUGAAAUGCAAGAUUUAACAAUGGCACCCUUAAUAGAUGCUCUGCGUGAACAGAAGACAAUUGCUAUGUUAGAUCUUUCUCACAACCUGUUAGGAAACGAAACAAUGGAGAAACUUAAGCAAAUAUUUAUGUUGUCAGACCAAAAAUAUGGUGGCCUGACUUUGGACUUCCACUGCAAUCGAUUUGGUCCAACUGCUUUGUUCCAGAUUUGCGAAUGUCCGGUGCUGCUUGCUCGAUUGGAAGUACUUAAUAUCUCAGGGAACCGUCUCACGGAUUCUUGUGCAUCCUACCUUUCAACCAUCUUGAAAAAUUGCAAAGCUCUUUAUAGCUUGAAUAUAGAGCGCUGUUGUAUUACAUCUAGAACCAUCCAGAAAGUUGCUGAUGCCCUGGAUGCUGAAUCUGUAUUGGCACAAUUUUCCUUAGGAAAUAACAACCCUAUCUGCGGCAAUGCUAUGGUUAAUCUAUUGGCUAAACUUGCUGAUCUGAAGAGGUUUUCAGAAUUGAAUUUGAAUGGCAUAAAGCUAAGCAAGUCUGCAGUUGAUAGCCUUUGCAAACUUGCUAAAACCUCAUGUUUGUCAGGGUUGAUGCUUGGGGCUACUAGUAUGGGAUUUGAAGGAGCACUGCAGUUAACUGAAGCAUUAUUUAGUGGAUCACAAGAGUUGAUGAAGCUUGACCUAUCAUAUUGUGGACUGCAAUCUCAUUACUUUAUCAGAUUCUGUGCAGGGUUUACUUCAGUUUCUAGUAUCAUUGAGCUGAACCUUGGAGGAAACUCUCCUGGGCCAGAGGGUGCUAAUGCUUUGGUGUCACUACUCACGAAUCCUGAGUGCUGUCUGAAAGUUUUGGUCCUUAACGAAUGUCAUCUGGGCCUAGUUGGAGUUCUUCAAAUAAUUGAGGCACUAGCAGAGAAUGACUAUCUAGAGGAGCUGAAUCUUGCAGAAAAUUCUGAUUUGGACAAAGCAAGUACUUUGGAAUAUGAUGUAACAGCACAAGGGACCUCAAAAUCUGUAGAGCCAGGUCUCAACUUUGCUGAUAUUUCGGUUAGGAUAUCUGCCCCUGAGGAAGUUGUUCAACAGGGCUCAUGCGCUGUGAAGGUGGACUCCAAUAACCUUGAAAUUGAUGAUAGUGAAGAUGGCCCUAUUAGGCAAGAUCCCAUCUUAUCUGGUUGUGAUGACAGUUGCACCAGCUCAUGUCCAAAAAAUUCUCCAUGCGUAGACUGUGAAUUCGUUCAGGAUCUCACUAAGGCCCUUGGUAUGGCAAAGCAGUUGCAAAUACUUGAUCUUAGCAAUAAUGGGUUCCCAGUUGAAGUUGCUGAAACAUUAUAUUCAGCAUGGUCAAGUUCAAGAUGUAGUGGUUCAGCUUCUAGACACAUUAAGAAUGAAACAAUCCAUUUCUCAGUGGAAGGGAAGAAUUGUUGUCUUGUUAAGGACUGCUGUAGAAGGGAUUGAUUUAUUUGGGAGAAGCAUUUGCCUUAUUCUCCGACGAAUUUCAUUUUCAUUUGC
Telopea speciosissima is the source of this 4223-nucleotide messenger RNA. RefSeq names its product protein TONSOKU. NCBI's taxonomy places the organism in Eukaryota, Viridiplantae, Streptophyta, Magnoliopsida, Proteales, Proteaceae. Gene Ontology annotation, molecular function: protein binding. Gene Ontology annotation, cellular component: nucleus. The transcript is spliced from 21 exons. The record is from RefSeq and is a predicted model, not a curated record. Gene Ontology annotation, biological process: epigenetic regulation of gene expression; meristem structural organization; response to DNA damage checkpoint signaling. Bases 93 to 4169 code for a protein of 1358 amino acids.